This is a messenger RNA of Etheostoma cragini (Arkansas darter), 4331 nucleotides long. RefSeq names its product lysophosphatidylglycerol acyltransferase 1 (gene lpgat1). Gene Ontology annotation, cellular component: endomembrane system. Bases 632 to 1750 code for a protein of 372 amino acids. The transcript is spliced from 8 exons. The record is from RefSeq and is a predicted model, not a curated record. Gene Ontology annotation, molecular function: acyltransferase activity. NCBI's taxonomy places the organism in Eukaryota, Metazoa, Chordata, Actinopteri, Perciformes, Percidae.
AAGGUAACGGAGACUUACUUAGCCUUUUGAUCUUUUGUGUACAUAGACGCUGUGUGAAUCGUCUGGAGAAACGUAACGGGUUCUGCCAGCAUAGGAGCAAAAGACCGCUGUUCUUCAUAUUUGAUGUGCAUAUGUCGUUUAGAGUUUGUGUUUGCGUUUUUGUAACCAGCAACGUUGAUCCCAGGCGCGGCCAAAACCGCCUCUUGUCAUUAUUCGCUAAUGGGAGCUCAGUAGCUAGCUAGCUAACUUGACGAUGAUGAUGAUGCAUCAGUGGAAUUAUCCCGGUGUCUCUGACUGAGAUGGAGCCAGCGACGCUCAAGUGGAGUUGCUUGCUAGCUAGCUAGCAAGCUAGCUAACGGUGCCCGCCGGGGUUCACUGUGCACGAGCAGCCCUGGAUAACGUUAGCUAAAUGGGUGCUACUGCAGCUUAUCACACAGGGUUUCUUGUAACGUUACGAGACAUUUCCACCCACAGAUUUGAGAGAGACUGACCAUGCCAACUAGCAAAAUAUGCUAACUUGACCGUUUAGGUUAGCCACACGUGACACCGUUUAUCUCUCUCAAACAAUUAGCUACAUUCUCUGGCCGCCCUUGGAUGCUCCAGUGACAUUAAUUGGACGGUGUGUAUCAGGAUGGCACAGCUCUUGGACGGGGCCGGAAAGCUGGGCUUGGUUCUGCUCAAGUCUGUGAUCCGUUUUGUUUUUAUGUUUUUUAACAACUGUGUAGCCAUCCCAUCCUACUGCUUAUAUCUGGUGCUUCUCCAGCCGCUGAGAAUAUGGGACAGCUCUACUUUCUGGCACAUCGAAGGAAUCAUGUUCAAGUGGUUGCUUGCCAUGGUGUCUUCAUGGGGCUGGAUCGCAGGUUAUACAGUAACCGAGUGGGGGGACGAUGUACGGCCCAUCUCUGAAGAAGAAGCCAUGGUCAUCGUCAACCACCAAUCCACAGGAGAUGUGUGUACGCUCAUGAUGUGCCUGCAAGACAAGGGCAUGGUGGUACAAAAAAUGAUGUGGUUGAUGGACCAUGUGUUCAAAUACACUAACUUUGGCCUAGUGUCCCUGAUCCAUGGGGAUUUUUUCAUCAGACAGGGUAAAGCUCACAGAGACAAGCAGCUGAUCUACCUGAAAGAUCACUUAGAGAAAUACUACCACAGCCGUGACAGGAAGUGGAUAGUGCUGUUUCCAGAAGGUGGCUUCCUGCGCAAGCGGCGGGAAACCAGCCAGUUGUUUGCCAAGAAGCGCUCUCUCCCCCACCUGACCCACGUCACAUUGCCUCGUAUCGGGGCCACCCACGUUAUCUUGAAAACCCUGUCAGCCCAGCAGGAGAAUGGCAGCGUGGCCAGCGAGACUGGGACCCCUAACAAGACAGGUAAUAAACGUAAAGGUCUGCAAUGGGUAAUAGACGUGACCAUAGCUUACCCCAAAGCAAGACCCAUGGACAUCCAGACCUGGAUAUUUGGCUACAGACCUCCUACAGUCACACAUGUACAUUACAGGAUGUACCCAAUAAAAGAGGUUCCUGUGGAGGCAGAGGCCCUGACUGACUGGCUGUAUCAGAGGUUUGUGGAGAAAGAAGAGUUGCUGACCCACUUCUACAGCACAGGAUCAUUCCCCUCUCAAGAAGGACACAAGGAGGCAGCUUCCCGGCAGAUGACCCUUGACCCCGUGUGGCUGUGCAUUAUCCAGUCGUUUGCUUUCGCCUCCGGCUACAUGUGGUACAGUGUCCUCUGGUACCUCUACUGCUGUUUAUUUUGAGUGCGCUGAUGAGGCGAGAGUCUUUAUCGGACCACUGGAAAAGCCUCAGGAUCAGUUGGUGUGUGGGGCCCAGCGUCAUACUAGCCCCCUUCGAUUGAUGAAUGUACAAUUACAACAGUGGAGAGACUUAAUAGGAAUCAAAAAAACAUAUGAAGAACACAAACACGCGGAAUACAAAUACCAAUACAAAAUGAAACAGGUCACAGGCAUAGUUAACUUGCACACAACCCUAACACAACACACUCGCUCCAACGGCCUAGCAGAAUAAUCUCUCGUACUCGUCACGACUCACAUUUUGAUGUUUACACGUCCUCAUACACGUAGACGCUCACACGUACAUAACGUUUUAUUAGAAGUCAACGAAAUGAGGCUCAGGACUCCUCCAGGGGACACUCUGGACCAAACUCUCUCUCUUCCCCCAGCUCCUAGGCUUCAGCCGUAGUAGUUUUACAGAGUAUAAAGUAUGUAUGGACGCGUGUGUGAGUGAACAUAUGUGACUAGAAGCAUAAUGUCUGCCCUUAUUCUUCUUCCUGGCAAGGGUUGAUAAAGCCCACUGGACCUCUCUUUCAGCCAGCUGACUAGCCGGCUGGCCACACCUUCCAGAGCGAGCGGCUGUAUGAACGUUGAGGCUGCGCAGCCCGCAGCUCCUCUGGCCUUCAUUGCACUAAGGAUCCAUACUGCCCUACCUGCUCCCUGUCCCAGGAAAUAUUCCUGUGUGGUAGCUGUUAAUGUUUUAAUUUCUUUUGUUUUCUUCCCUUAACCUGCAUAUCUCCAGAACAAUGGCCAUUGUAUUUGUUGUUGAUGUCUUUUUUUUCUUUCUUUUUUUUCUUCUGUUUUCAUCUGUCUGUUGAGGCAGUAUUCUGAGUUCACUGAGUAAGGGGGAUCAUGUUUACACUGGCAGCCCUGUUGAAAGCCUAAAGGAAUGGUGGCUAUGAUGCUGCGCUUGCAUUAAGGAUAUUUUUCUGUGUCAGACAUUGAAGGGAGGAAGAGGAGACUGUGUCGUAGUGCUAGUUUAAAAAAAAGAGUCUGAUUGCCCUAAAAGUUGUGGAUUCCCCUUUUCACCAUCUGCUGUCCAACAUACACACAUACACAUCCAUGUGCAGCUACACACCGCAGUGGUGGAUCAUCUCUAGAAAGCAAGAGACUCUUAUACCCCCCAUUGGACUACAUUGUUUUACAAAUAUUUAAGCCAUAUGGUUAGUGUUGUCAGGUGGGAAAAAGACUUGGAAGAAAAUAUGAUUUUUAUAGAAAGCUACCCUUAUGUUCAGCAUUCUAAAAUAGAGAUUUUGGCUUACAGAACUAUAGGUGUCAUUACUGUAAAUUUACAGCAUAACCUGCCUAAGUGAGUGUGUGUGAUAGUCUCUCCCCCCCUCUCCAUUUUUGAUAUAUAUGAUUGAUUCAUAAUGUCGUGUUGCUCUGUGACAGAGUGUGGCGGCAAUUUCACCAUGAGUGGUCAAUUUUUAUUCAUUUUAAAUUACAUGAAACUGUCGUCCUCAUGUCAUAUGUUUAAAUCUUGUAUAUAAUGAAGCUGAGGACGAGUUUUCAUUGUUGGAAAUGACGGCAGCCGUUCUCUUUUGGUCCGUGAUAAUUUCAGAGAAUUUUAAUUUAAAAUAUCAUGAAUGUUUUGUUUUUUUUAAUUAUUAUUUUUAAACAGAAAGCAAGGAUUUUACCUCCGCUUUUCAGUGUUUUUUGUUUUGUUUUUUAAAAUAUUUUUUGUUGAAUUCCUGACCAGGAAGUUGUUUGCUUAAAGACACAGGAGCUAUGGUACAUCUGUGUGCUGGAUGACACAGCGUUUGCACAGCAACACAUGGGCCCAGUUUCAAAUUUGUACCAUUGUAUAUUUUAAAUCACCAGGAUUUAGUGGAAAAACCUCGACUAUCGAGCCUUACCGGAUGUCCUGGUAGACCACAAUCCCAAACAAUUCUGUUUUUCCCUUUCACUCCUUGACAACCAUUUGGAAUAACGAUGGUUUCAUGGUGUUGAGCUAAAACUGGCCCAGUGAGGAAGAGAUCACUCUUCACAGACGAGGGGAACUCUGGUGGGCCCUGCAAUGAUGCAGCUGUUCUCUCUCCAAUGUCCUUGUGUUGUGGUUUUGAGGUCAGUUAUAUGUAAUUUGCUUAGCCUUCUUUAAUUAGGAAAAUGAUAGAGGACCAGCAAUUAUCACAGUUUACUGCCCUCCCUGUGUGCCACUGUUUGUAGAAACUGUGUGAAAGUCAAAAAAGGGCUACCCGACUGGGUAGAUAACAACUUUUUUAAUCAGGCUGUAAAUGUGAUUCGUUCAGCGGCCCUCUGAGAUUCCCCUCCAUCUUAAGAGUGACUUGAAAUGAAGCUUCAUCUUUCUUUAUUUUCAUCUUUUCAUUUUGAUUUUCUUUUUUGAUUUUUCUGACCAUGUUUCCAAAGAAGGCAGGGAAAUAAUGUUUUCCUAGAUGUGGUUAUAGGAAAUAAACACAAAUAGGGAUUUAAACAAAUUAUACUAGAGCUGUCUGUAAUUUUCCAUUUUGUACUUCUCCUUUAAUUCCUAGCUACACAGCCAUUUUACAACACAAAAGACUUGUGCUGGAAUAAAACAUCAUAAAGAUCC